Messenger RNA from Microtus ochrogaster (prairie vole), 1503 nucleotides. It is a transcript of the gene Epsti1, whose product is annotated as epithelial stromal interaction 1. The record is from RefSeq and is a predicted model, not a curated record. NCBI's taxonomy places the organism in Eukaryota, Metazoa, Chordata, Mammalia, Rodentia, Cricetidae.
CUCUUCAGAACCCUCUCCGCGAGCUUCCUGGGAACCCUCUCCGGCACCCCUUUCUCAAGAGACUGAAGCCAGGACACAACGGGGCAGGCGGGCUGUGGACCAUGUACACCCACACCCGCAGCAGGGUGGUGGGCCCAGGGCUGGGCACUUUCUCCUUUUCUGGGGACCAUGCUGGGAAUGGGCAACGCAAGGAACUGGGUUUGCAGCAAAGCCGGAAACAGAGUCUGGAGGUGGCAGCUCCCAAGAACCCUACGGUGGAGAGGCAGGGGCGCACUGACCAGAGGAGCGCAGGCAUGUACACCCUGAUUGCACCGAAUGAGAGCCGCAGGCAGAAGAUGCAGAGAGUUGCUGAGCAAGAACUGGCAGACCUGGAGAAGUGGAAACAGCAGAACAGGGCAAAACCAGUCUACUCGGUGCCGCAACGGCUGGGUGGAAGCCAGUCUGAGUCUGAAGUCAGGCAGAAACAACAGCUCCAACAGAUGCGAUCUAAAUACCAGCAAAAGCUAAAGAGAGAUGAAUCUAUACGACUUAGGAAGGAAGCUGAGGAAGCUGAGCUCCAACAAAUGAAGGCAAUCCAGAGGGAGAAGAGUAAUAAACUAGAGGAGAAAAGGCAACUUCAGGAAAACGUCAGAAGAGACACAUGGCGAGAGCACCAUCAGUACAAAACCGCUGAGUUCCUGAACAGACUGGAUACGGACCUGAGAAACAGAAGUGCCUGUCAAAUGGCUCCUCGGGCUGCCCCGUCCUCAACGUGGGCCAGUAGACAGACACACAAGGAUUCUCUGUGGAAAGAAGAGAACCAAAAGUUGCCAAAGAUGAGGGAUGGCCAACAGCAACAGAAUAAAUUACUGGAAACUAAAGGACGGCAUCAAGAGGAAGAAAGAGCCCAAAUCCAUCGAGCCGAGCACUGGAGGGUAAAUAAUGCUUUUCUGGACCGUCUCCAAGGCAAAAGUCAACCAGGUGGCCUCGAGCAGUCUGGAGGCUGUUGGAAUAUGAAUAGUACCAACAGCUGGGAUCUAUGAGAAAUAAAAACGUCUGCCCGGCCUUCAUCAGCUGACCCUGACAGCCCCCAUAAGAUGCUUUUCCCUCAUGCAUUUUGCUUGACUCCAGUCUUCAUAGAUUAACUUCAACUGUCCACCCACUCAGCUGAGCUGUUGUGGGUGGCCAGUUUCCCUCUGUCAUUAGUUAUGUGUGGAUUUAGAGGCUCAUUACGGACUCAUGUGUAAUCUCUACUGCCAGCACAAUGUUACCUUAGUUUUCCUAAUUAGUCCUGCCUCUUAUUAGAAGGAUAAUUAGAACAAUGUUAGCAAAAUAAUAAAAGGGAAUCACAUGACAUUCCGGGUAGUUAGAGCUGCAGAUGCUUGAAAGCUUGAGUCUCCUAAUUGACUAUUUUUUUUUUCUUUACUAAUUCUUACAGCAGGUUUGGGGAUCCUUUGGGGUCUUUUUUAAAUUGCUACUUCCUUAAUCUAGGAUACAAAUGUGAGCAAACAGAGAUGUCUUAUA